AUGUCUCCCUCUCUUACGCCCUCUCCUUUGACGCGUCCCCAGACUGCGAAGAAAAUCAUUCUCCCCGACCUUGUCUCUCAUUGUACGUUCGAUCUUCGAAUGAGCCGACACAGGAAACAGGUUACUGUGGAAACGAAAAAGUGGUUGUUUAAGGAUGGGAAUCUGCUAGGCAAGAAACGCGAAGCCUAUCACGGUCUCAAGUGUGGGCUCUUAACCUCGAUGUGCUACCCUGACGCCGGCUAUGGGCAACUACGAGUUGUCAACGACUUUUUGACCUACCUUUUCCAUCUCGACAAUCUUUCGGACGAUAUGGACAACAGGGGAACUCGUACCACCGCCGACGAAGUCCUCAACUCUCUCUAUCAUCCCCACACUUGGCGUUCGUCAGCAAGAGUAGGAAAGAUGACGCGAGAUUACUAUAAGAGGCUCAUUCGCACAGCGUCUCCCGGUGCCCAGCAGCGUUUCAUUGAGACGUUUGAUUUUUUCUUCCAAAGCGUAACCCAACAAGCUUUAGAUCGUGCUGCAGGAGUAAUACCCGACCUCGAGUCUUACAUCGCUCUGCGACGCGAUACAUCAGGCUGCAAACCGUGUUGGGCUUUGAUUGAAUACGCAAGUAAUCUCGAUAUACCCGACGAAGUUAUGGAGCACCCCACCAUACUCGCUCUGGGCGAAGCUGCAAACGAUUUGGUGACCUGGUCAAAUGAUAUCUUCUCUUACAAUGUUGAGCAGUCUAAGGGAGAUACUCAUAACAUGAUUCCCGUUGUCAUGAAUCAAGAAGGCAUCGACCUCCAGGAGGCCGUGGACUUCGUCGGGAAUAUGUGCAAGCAGUCUAUCGAUCGUUUUAACGAGGAAAGACGUGCCCUUCCUUCAUGGGGUCCAGAAAUUGAUCGCGACGUCGCUAUCUACGUCGACGGCUUGGCCAAUUGGAUCGUCGGUUCUCUCCACUGGUCGUUCGAGUCCGAAAGGUAUUUCGGCAAGAACGGUAGACAAGUCAAGGCGUCUCGCACUGUGGAGUUACUUCCCCUGAAGAUUUAA
Molecule: messenger RNA, 1035 nt
Organism: Psilocybe cubensis
Lineage: Eukaryota; Fungi; Basidiomycota; Agaricomycetes; Agaricales; Agrocybaceae
Exons: 4
Coding region: 1-1035 (344 amino acids)
Source: RefSeq, a predicted model, not a curated record